AUGGAAAUUUGGAGCUGCUCUGAAACGCCUUCUGGAAUAAUUGUGUUUGACUGGAAUCCAAUUCUUGUGAAGUCCCCAAGGAUGAGAUUCUCUGCCAAAUCAGUGCUACUGUCUCAUUGGCUCCUCCUGGUCUCUGUGCUAAUGGUAUGCAGUAAACUGCUGUCAGCCUCUAGCCACCAUCUCCGGGGACACCCAGGGCACCACCAGGUCAAGCAAGGGACGUGUGAAGUGGUCGCCGUGCACCGCUGCUGCAAUAAGAACAGGAUUGAGGAGCGAUCCCAGACUGUCAAGUGCUCUUGCUUCCCAGGGCAGGUUGCUGGCACCACGAGGGCUCAGCCUUCCUGUGUUGAAGCCUCCAUUGUCCUACAGAAAUGGUGGUGUCAUAUGAACCCAUGCCUGGAUGGAGAGGAUUGUAAGGUGCUUCCAGAUUAUUCUGGUUGGUCUUGCAGCAGUGGCAACAAAGUCAAAACCACCAAGGUCACCCGGUAGCCCAGAAUUAGCUGGGUUUUGUUGUUGGUGAGAAGAACACAUGUGCCAGCAUGCUCACUCAGAUGAUCACAUAGACCUUUUGAGUGAAGAUUCUCUUGGACUUGAGGACUUUGAGUCUCCAAAUGGGCAUCUUGGAUGGCAGCAUCUCCUACCUGUUCCAGCACCACUUGCUUUUUAGGAUGUCUCCUACUUGGGAAUCACACAAAUUUAAGAAAACUGAAUUAACAUAUUCUGGAUUCUCAAGGAUUACAAGUUUUCGAGAAAUCCCCUAAAGUGGGUCAAUCCUAAGAACAUUUGA
Messenger RNA from Vombatus ursinus (common wombat), 787 nucleotides. RefSeq names its product TAFA chemokine like family member 4 (gene TAFA4). Lineage: Eukaryota; Metazoa; Chordata; Mammalia; Diprotodontia; Vombatidae. The transcript has 5 exons. The record is from RefSeq and is a predicted model, not a curated record. Bases 1 to 489 code for a protein of 162 amino acids. Gene Ontology annotation, molecular function: receptor ligand activity.